AUGCUCAGAACAACAGCCCUACGAGCCCAGUCCCUUUUAAGGACGUCCUUAACAGCCGCCAGGACUAAUGCACCGGCAUCGACAAGGUUAAUGUCGAGCCACAGCACCGAAACCGACGAGCAAUUCGACAGCAGAUACGAGAACUUCUUCAACAAAAAAGACAUCGACGGCUGGGAGAUCAGGCGCGGCAUCAACGAAUUGUGGGGCCACGAUCUGGUCGCCGAGCCCAAGAUCCUCAUCGCCGCCCUGAAGGCCUGCCGUCGUGUCAACGACUACGCCCUGGCCGUCAGGAUCCUCGAGGCGCUCAAAGACAAGUGCGGCAACAAGGUCAACGAAAUCUACCCGUACAUGAUGCAGCAGCUGCAGCCCACGCUGAAGGAGCUGGGCAUCAGCACUCCCGAGGAAUUGGGCUUCGACAAGCCCGAGUUGCACCUGCCAUCCGUGUACCACAUGUAA
Phyllotreta striolata is the source of this 456-nucleotide messenger RNA. NCBI's taxonomy places the organism in Eukaryota, Metazoa, Arthropoda, Insecta, Coleoptera, Chrysomelidae. The record is from the annotation of a GenBank genome assembly.